Molecule: messenger RNA, 960 nt
Organism: Monosiga brevicollis MX1
Lineage: Eukaryota; Choanoflagellata; Craspedida; Salpingoecidae
Exons: 3
Coding region: 1-675 (224 amino acids)
Biological process (GO): mRNA export from nucleus
Cellular component (GO): nucleus
Molecular function (GO): mRNA binding
Source: RefSeq, a predicted model, not a curated record
AUGGAUGUGAACAAGUCACUGGAUGAGCUUCAGGCGUCGCUGAAGGCCAAGCGCGCCCCUUCCAAGGCGGGAGAAAACGGCGCGAAACGUGCAAAGGGUAACGGCAAGCCCAGCCAGAAUAGCAAGCCUGCGGCACCCGAGGGACGUGGGCGUGGCCGCGGCCGCGGUACGCGUGGCCGUGGCUCUCGUGGUGGUCGCGCUGGCCGCACGGCCGUGGUCGCAGCCCCCCCAACCCUGGCCCCCAAGAGCCUGAAGGUGCGCGUCGUCAACGACUUGGCCACAGACCCGGGCCUUAUGGCCCUCCGCAAAGCCCGUCAGCCAGACCUCCGUUCCCUGCUCUCCUCUCGCCAGCAACGUGGCCCGGCGCCCACAGCUGCCGCUGCAGUUGCCCUGGUUCCGGCCCGGGCCGCCGCCCCUGCUCCGGCGCCAGUGCAAAAGGCUAAGGAUAUUAAGCGUGGUUUCAAGGUCAUGAUUUACAACCUGCCCGAAGUGACCGAGGAAGAGAUUCGGGAGCUGUGCGCUGAGUUUGUUGAUGCCAAAGGCGUGCGUACGGUCAAGAUUGAGGAUGAGGGUGUGGCGUCGGUCAUUUUCCAAAAGAAGGCCGCCGCCCAGUUGGCCGUUGAAAAAUACGAUGGUGUCAAGCUUGAUCGUAAGUCAUGUUUCAGGACCCUUUAAAAUUUUCGUCAUUUUAUCUUUCCCUCGCUUGGGAGGUAUGUGUGGUGCUGACGUGCUGGUUUUUGUUUCAGAGCGCCGCAUGAUUUGGGAGCUCAAGGACGAGUAAUUUGCCAUUUCAAAAACACCUGUCCGGCACGCAAGAAGAAUCAAAAUUCUAUGUGCUCUGCUUGCCCGGCCGCGCCUGAUGUUUUUACAGACUGUGUGUGUGAUGAAAAUUUGUGUUUGGUUCUUGCUUGCCUCGCCCUUUGGCUUUGUGUACAACAAAAUUUACGCCAACUUAUUUUU